UGUAAGUCAGAUUUGAGGUUUGUUCGGCUCCAACGCUUUGGGCUCAGAUAGCAUUUCAGUCGUUUUUGUCUUCUGAGUAAUAAAACGCGGCUGAAAUCCACACCGUAAGAGAUGUUUUAUCAUAUCUCUCUGGAGCAUGAAAUUCUUCUCCAUCCUCGCUACUUUGGCCCAAACCUUUUGAACACAGUCAAACAGAAGCUGUUCACAGAGGUGGAAGGCACAUGCACAGGAAAAUAUGGCUUUGUCAUUGCUGUGACCACUAUUGAUAAUAUAGGAGCAGGUGUUAUACAGCCUGGCAGGGGUUUCGUGUUGUAUCCUGUCAAAUACAAGGCCAUCGUAUUCCGGCCUUUCAAAGGGGAGGUAGUGGAUGCAGUUGUCACUCAGGUUAACAAGGUUGGAUUGUUUACAGAAAUUGGGCCAAUGUCAUGUUUUAUCUCACGUCAUUCUAUACCCUCAGAAAUGGAAUUUGACCCAAACUCCAAUCCUCCCUGCUACAAGACAGUGGAUGAGGACAUUGUCAUCCAACAAGACGAUGAAAUUCGAUUGAAGAUUGUGGGUACUCGGGUGGACAAGAAUGAUAUAUUUGCUAUUGGAUCUCUCAUGGAUGACUACUUGGGUCUUGUUAGCUGAGAACCAGAGGACUUAAAUUUGUGGUCAUCUUUAGACAUUUUUGUAUAUAGUAUUUUCCCCCCACUACACUUACCAGUGUAGAUUAAAAAUAUUUCUGCUACUCAUUUUUGUUGUAUUUUUUUCCUGCAGACUUCAUUUAUCAUAAUUUUCAUUGUGCUGUAACUUCAAGCGAAUUGUGGACUGAAUAUAAGCAAAGUCUUGGAAUGUCCUGCUUGUGAGAGCAGCAGGAUCGUAAUGUGUUUACACGUUUUGGAAGCUAUGUAUGACUGAUCAAUAUAAAGACGAGUGAAAUUUGA
Molecule: messenger RNA, 926 nt
Organism: Colossoma macropomum (tambaqui)
Lineage: Eukaryota; Metazoa; Chordata; Actinopteri; Characiformes; Serrasalmidae
Gene: polr2g
Product: RNA polymerase II subunit G
Exons: 8
Coding region: 112-630 (172 amino acids)
Biological process (GO): positive regulation of translational initiation; transcription initiation at RNA polymerase II promoter; positive regulation of nuclear-transcribed mRNA poly(A) tail shortening
Cellular component (GO): P-body; RNA polymerase II, core complex
Molecular function (GO): single-stranded DNA binding; single-stranded RNA binding; translation initiation factor binding
Source: RefSeq, a predicted model, not a curated record